UAAAGAUUACCAUUUGUAAGCAAUCUGUCCAAAUGACGAUAAACAGACGGUUUCAGAAAACUUGGUGAUUUGAUCGAUGCUGUUUUCCAUUCCAGAUGAAUGAGUUCUACUCAACAGGAAAAGGAAGAUGGGUCCGACUAGAGUUUUUCCUAUUCUUCAUCGUGCUGCUGUUCUUUUUCCUAUACACAGUACAAUGGCUUUAAGACAUUCCCUUUGUAAGCGUACUGCAAAACUGUGCUAUGCCUCCCUCUGCACCCUCCAACAGACGAGAUCUGUUUCAGCUGAGACUGCCAUAAGCCAUCACAUUUCAAACUUGACUGACAGGGAGAAAAGACUACUGACCAAGCUUUAUGAUGGACUUGUCGGGGGUCAAAGGGCAGCUCUCGCGGAAUCGAUAACCCUUGUAGAAACCCAGCAUCCGAGGAAGAAAGAGUUAGCCCAGGUUCUGCUUCAAAGAGUGCUGGCCUUUCGUCAGGAGCAGGAGAGAUGCAAUGGUGGAAAGCCAGCGGCCUUCAGAGUUGGACUGUCUGGUCCCCCUGGUGCUGGAAAAUCUUCAUUCAUUGAGGUUGUUGGGAAGAUGCUGACAGGAAGAGAACAUAAAGUGUCCGUUCUGGCUGUGGAUCCUUCCUCAUGCACAACUGGAGGUUCACUGAUGGGAGACAAAACACGAAUGACAGAACUCUCCAGAGACAUGAGCGCUUACAUCCGACCAUCUCCCACAUCAGGAACCCUCGGUGGUGUGACGAGAACCACCAACGAAGCCAUAGUCCUCUGUGAGGGUGCAGGCUAUGACAUUGUAUUAGUGGAGACCGUAGGUGUUGGUCAGUCUGAGUUUGCUGUGGCUGACAUGGUGGAUAUGUUUGUGCUGCUGAUCCCACCAGCAGGGGGCGAUGAACUACAGGGAAUCAAAAGAGGAAUUAUUGAGAUGGCUGACUUGGUGGUGGUUACAAAAUCAGAUGGUGAAUUGGUUGCUCCCGCACGGAAAAUACAGGCAGAAUACACAAGUGCCCUGAAGUUACUUCGAAAGAAGUCCAAAGUCUGGAAACCGAAGGUGGUCCGCAUAUCUUCUCAGACAGGGCAGGGUGUGCCUGAGCUGUGGGACACCAUGCUACAGUUCCGGGAUGCAAUGCUGAGCAGCGGGGAGCUCCGAGCCCGACGGCAAACUCAGCAGAAGGUGUGGUUGUGGAAUCUGAUUCAGGAGAACGCUCUACGCCACUUCCAGCAGCAUUCAGCGGUGCGUGCCGAGCUCCCGGAGCUAGAACGAAGGGUCACGUGUGGAGAUAUCUCACCCGGUCUUGCUGCUGACCUCCUUCUGAAAGUCUUCUCCACCACAAUGUAAU
Rhinichthys klamathensis goyatoka is the source of this 1340-nucleotide messenger RNA. RefSeq names its product metabolism of cobalamin associated A (gene mmaa). The record is from RefSeq and is a predicted model, not a curated record. The coding region runs from base 128 to 1339 and encodes 403 amino acids. The transcript is spliced from 7 exons. Lineage: Eukaryota; Metazoa; Chordata; Actinopteri; Cypriniformes; Leuciscidae. Gene Ontology annotation, molecular function: GTPase activity; GTP binding. Gene Ontology annotation, cellular component: cytoplasm.